Messenger RNA from Salmo salar (Atlantic salmon), 4705 nucleotides. Lineage: Eukaryota; Metazoa; Chordata; Actinopteri; Salmoniformes; Salmonidae. The record is from RefSeq and is a predicted model, not a curated record.
AGAUUAAAAUUGUCUGAUAUUAUAAUUUAGGCUUGAAUCAGAAAUGCACCUAAACAAAGGAAUAAGAUAAACACGCUGCUAUUCAGAGAAUUGACACAAUUUUGACAUGGCAAGUGAGAUUUAUUUGGUUGAACUCAGUGCUGACCUACCUUCUAAAGUAGUGGUAGGAUAAUAGCCUUUCUGUUUGCAUCGAGACUAUUGGAGACGUCUAAAGACCAUGUCAACUGGUAGGACUGCUUCUUGCAUUCCAGGGUAAUUCCAUUCGGGUCAUUAGGCUACAGAAUAUUUUUUAAGACAUCACACCUUUCUCAAGCUAUACGAUACAUUCUGAACGAAAACACCACAAAGGAACUGUUUUUGACAAUUGUAUGAGCAGUAAAAUUGGACUGUUUUGAGGACACCCAUCCCGUCCAUACUGCGGCCACAAUCUAUCUCCAGCAGGCUCGACACUGCCCCGGAACGUGUAUUCACCCCGCUGUGGUCAUCAUCCGGGAUUGCGCUGGUAUAAAACUUUCGUCUAUCUGCUUUGACAUCUCGUCGACUCCCGCGUCCUACUAAAGCAAAUAACGAGGACAUUAUUCAAUCGCUAUUAGGUCUACGUACAGAACGAUUAUUUAUCAGGCUCGCGUGCGUUCUUGUUUUAGUGUUCCAUACCGAAACGUAUCUAUAUGAUGACAAUUGCCUAGGAUUAGCUAGAUGACAAUUCGUUUUCCAAGGUACCCCAAGAGGUAGCCUGAUGUUAUGAGGGUGUUUUGACACAUCAAAGUGACGCGUGUGAUAUUAGUUGUUUAUCAGCAACAGGAAUCAAGGAUAUUCGUAAUGCAGUUUGUUACGUGUGAAGGCGGUUACAUUGAAACAAUGUAUCAGAAUGGCAUCACGUCUCGUGCCUGGGAAGCGAAUUGAUGAAGGAUUGUUGUUACACUGUAGCUACCCGAUUGUAAAUAGUUGACUUUUCGCAUGUUAUUGGUGAGCUAUUUUUCCAUUACGUGGAGAUGGUGAUUAUAUUUUUCCAGUGUGCCCUUCAUCGUCAUCAUUCGGCUCCUGUGUUCCAUUUUUGAAUUUCUUCGAGGCUGACACGUAUGCUACAGUAAGGACUUUAUGACAGAAUACACAAACAUGGGAACUCAGAUUACUGGUAGUGGAAGAAAAAGAAUCCCCAACAGGGAGAGACUGACCGCGGAGGACGAUGCCCUCAGUCAAAUUGCUCGAGAGGCUGAGGCGAGACUGGCAGCGAAGCGGGCGGCCAGAGCAGAGGCACGGGAGAUACGCAUGAAGGAACUGGAGAGACAGCAGAAAGAGAUGUAUCAAAGCCAAAAGAAAUACUAUGGUCUGGACAACAAAUGGGGCCACAUUGAGCAGUGGAUGGAGGAGAGUGAGAGGUACUCCUCCCGUCCUUCACGGAGACACACGUCGAUCUCAGACGAUGAGGAACGGAUGUCGGUGGGGAGCCGAGGAAGUCUUAGGAGAAACUUCUCAUCUGAUCUGUACUGCAGCUCCAACAGUCUCCCCUCCCUCAGACAUCAAAAUUCCACUCAAAAUGGCCGGCCUUCAGACUACAGUGGUUUUCUGGGCUCCAACUCUCGGGCCUCGUCCAGGGCCAGCUCUGCCCGUGCCAGCCCAGUGGUGGAGGAGAGAUCAGACAGGGACUUCCUGGAAAAGGGUUCCAGGACUGCCUCUACCCUCUCAGCAGCCACUCUAGCAUCGCUGGGCGGGCCCUCCUCUCGCAGAGGCAGCUGUGACACCUCUAUCUCAGUAGAGACAGAGGCCUCCAUUCGAGAGAUAAAGGACUCCCUGGUGGAGUCUGAGGAGAAGUACCGUAAGGCCAUGGUGUCCAACGCCCAGCUACACAACGAGAAGUCCAACCUCAUGUACCAGGUGGACACGCUGAAGGACUCGCUCAUUGAGCUGGAGGAGCAGCUGUACGAGUCUAAACGAGAGUACAACGACAAGGCCAAGGAGUUUGAGAGGGAGAGGCACGCCCACAGUGUUCUGCAGCGCCAGUUUAACGAGAUGAGAGAGACGCUGAAACAGAGUGAAGAACUGCUAACCGAGGUGGGCCAGCUCCGUCUCAAAUGGGACAGCUGUGUUAGGGAGAUCUCCGACCUGCAGGAGACACUCGGAUGGAAGGAGAAAAAGAUUGGGGCCUUAGAGAGGCAGAGGGAAUUCUCAGACGCCGGCGUGCGGGAUGAGCGGGAUAAGCUCAGGGAUCAGGUGGUCCACCUCAAAGACGCUCUGAAGAAAAAUGGGAUAGUGCUGUCACCUGACGUAACCACCAAUGGGGAUGCAGGACAAAUGAUUGACGGGCCUCUCAGUGCAGACUCUACCUCCCGAUUGGCUCAGGAGUCCCAGCCAUCUCAUGGUGGGGAGAGCAUGCUUGAAGUCAGACUGAGGAAAAUAGUUGAUGAGAGGGAGAGUUUAGCUGAUCAGGUGAAGAGGCUGAAGUCUCAGCUGGAGGGGAAACAGAGGAACGGGACAGAGGGUUUGAGUCCUGAGGAGGACGGUCUUGAGAACGGCAUGGACCCCCACAUCCUCGACUUACAGAGGGAUGCCAACCGGCAAAUCAGUGACCUCAAGUUUAAACUGGUGAAAUCAGUACAGGAAGUCACAGCCCUGGAACAGAAUAUCAUCCGGUUGGAGGGUCAGGUGACUCGUUACAAGUCGGCCUCUGAGAGCGCAGAGAAAGUAGAGGACGAGCUCAAAGUGGAGAAACGCAAGCUACAGAGAGAGCUGAGGUCUGCCCUGGACAGGAUUGGUGAGCUGGAGGCCAGUAACAGCCACCUGGCCAAGCGCCUGGAGAAGAUGAAGGCUAAUCGGAGCGCCCUAUUGGCCCAGCAGUGAUGUACUUAUUGGUUGUCAUGGCUAUUUGCAUCUCUGACCUUCCGAUGACCUUUGAACUUUGAUCUAUCAGGCACUCUAUUAACACACACCCAGAGAAUUCAAACCAAGCGAGGACUUGCUGGAGCAAAAGCUUCAAUGAAACAUAUCCACACAUAUUGUAAUCACAGAUUCAUUCAGUGUUGUGCCCAUCUGUACAGUAUAUCCAGUGAUUCACCAAGCGACACAGAGGGAACGUGUUACUGACCCUGGGAACAGUCAUUCAGUGUUGUGCCCAUCUGUACAGUAUAUCCAGUGAUUCACCAAGAGACACAGAGGGAACGUGUUACUGACCCUGGGAACAGUCAUUCAGUGUUGUGCCCAUCUGUACAGUAUAUCCAGUGAUUCACCAAGAGACACAGAGGGAACGUGUUACUGACCCUGGGAACACUCCUCACUGACUGUGACCGAGGCUGGACUCCUCAACUAACUUGUGAAGGAGGAAUAUUCUGCACAAACGGACAGCAAAGAGGACCUAUCUCCACCUAUAGCUCUUAAGAGGACCUAUCCUCCUCCAAUAGCUCUUAAGAUGACCUAUCCUCCUAUAGCUCUUAAGAGGACCUAUCCUCCUCCAAUAGCUCUUAAGAUUACCUAUCCUCCUAUAGCUCGUACGUCGCCCUGUGCCAUGAUUACCCCUAAAGCAUUUCUUCCCAAUCAUUAAUCUCUCUCUGUUCUCUGUAACACGUGGCACUAUCUCUCUGUGCUACUUGGGGUCCAUGUCUGCUCCAGCAAGUUUAUCCAUCCACAGAGAGGAAGAAAGACUAAAAAUGAGUGUUUCAUGUAUAUUCUUCUUUUAUUGUCAAUAUAUUUUGAAGUGAAAAUGCACUCUGCUCCCUCCUGUCCCCCAAGCCAAACUCUGAUGUUAAUGUGUAAGGUGAUGUUUAUUUUUAUGUUGUAUAUGUGUGUGUCUCCAUAGGUAUAUGUCAAGUACAUCAGAUGGGUGGAAAUACACAUGGCACAACAUUAAUUAAGCAAUAAGGCCCGAGGAGGUGUGGUAUAUGGCCAACAUACCACGGCUAAGAACUAUUUGUUGGCCAUAUAUCACAAACCCCCAAGGUGCCUUAUUGCUAUUAUUAACGGGUUACCAACGUAAUUAGAGUAGUAAAAAUACAUGUUUUGUCAUAACCGUGGUAUACAACGGCUGUCAGCCAAUCAGCUUUCAGGGCUCGACCACCCAGUUUAUAAUCAGGAUUAUCCUAUACAUCUCAUUGUUUGUGCCACGUGAUGAAAAUUAUAAUGGUACUUGAGGAAAAAUAUCACCAGCUUUUAAGUCUGAAAUACUAUGUCCUGCCUUGAGAAAUUUAAACGACUCAUUGGGGAACGACAACUCGAACAAUCAGUUGAAAAAUGUACUUCUACUGCAACAGUUUUCGAACGUAUCAAAUCGGCUGUCGCAGUAACACUUGCUGUAAAUGUUCGACAAUCUGACAAACCAGAUCUCAUGCCGAUAAAAACAUCAGUUAUAUUCUGACAUAACGGGAAGUGUUCCCUUAUUAUCCUGCUCCUCAAUCUCAAGCAUGUCAUGCCUUAUUGAGGGGGGGAAGAAAGCAUUGUUGUUCACUUGUGCUUUGGACAUGUUUCCCCUCCUACCCCCUAUACUUUAGUUAAGCUCGGACAUCUACUUUUUGAGGAAGUUACUACAUCUGUUUACAUGCUUUAAAACUAUUGUUAUUUGUCCAUGAAUGAAGCUAAUUGUAAACAUUGUGCAAUAUUGGAAAGGUCUUUGGGAAGGUGAGGCUGUAUGGUCCUUGCUUUACUUGAGAAAUGUAGGGGAUGUUUGAUGUAGCAUUGACAAGCACCACAUUAAACUAAUGCAAACUCUCUGCUAAAA